Molecule: messenger RNA, 962 nt
Organism: Eutrema salsugineum
Lineage: Eukaryota; Viridiplantae; Streptophyta; Magnoliopsida; Brassicales; Brassicaceae
Exons: 4
Coding region: 1-870 (289 amino acids)
Molecular function (GO): protein binding
Source: RefSeq, a predicted model, not a curated record
AUGGCAGCUUCUACAUUUCUUCUAGGCCAUACGCAGAAACUCACACUUCCUUUCUCAAAAUUCACUUCCACACAUAAACCAACUCUUAGAUCUCAAAACCUUUUUCUUGGUUUCCUCUCCAAUAGCGGUCAAAGCGGCCGUUUGUUCAUCAGAUCACCAACCACGAUGGCCAAAAAAAACAACAAAAGUGAUUGUCAAGAAAAUAAAAAGCCGUUAACGCCGUUAAAAAUGGCGGCGGGUGCAUCCCUUGCACUUGCUUGUGCCUUAAGUAUCUUCGGCUUUAAGAUAAAGAAUAUGAGCUAUGCUGCCGCCGCAGCUGUGCAUCCAAGCGCCGCCGACAUGAUCAUAUCCGGGAAGCCAACCGCAGCCGUAUCAGCGUCUUCCGGGAUGUAUCCUUUGCCGGCUAAGUACGCAUUGCGGUCUCUCUUUGAAGUGAGCUCAAUGCUUGCUUCUGCUAAACCCAUUCCUUCUCAAAAACCAUUCAAUCUUCACAAACUCCCUUCUUUGCCUUCCAAGGAAGAUAUUGAAUCCAUCAAGAUGGAGGCGGUGCGGAGAAUGAAGGAUGGAAAAUGCGAGGAGGCCGUGCAGCUCCUUCGCGACGCAAACAUGAGAUACAAAAACGAGCCAGAGGCCGACUUCAACGUGCAGAUGGCUCUUGUUGAGAUUUUAAUAUUGCUGGAAAGGUAUCAAGAAGCUGCUGAGUAUAGUUGUCUAAAUGAUGAGAAUAUCCAGAUUUCUGAUGUUCGGAUCCCUCUUUAUAAGGCAAUUAUAUACACGAUGCUAGACAAAGAUACGGAAGCCAAGCAAUGUUGGAAAGAGUUCAGAAAAUCUAUUGGUGAAGGAUUUGACCCUUUCAGUUUCGAAGAGUGAUUGAUUAUUCCAUUUAAUUUGGACAAAGAGUGAUUAACUAGAUAUCAAUCAUUCAAAGCCUAUUGUCGCCCCAAAAACACUUAUUUCUUUUA